Dichomitus squalens LYAD-421 SS1 is the source of this 1304-nucleotide messenger RNA. RefSeq lists its product as uncharacterized. The record is from RefSeq and is a predicted model, not a curated record. Lineage: Eukaryota; Fungi; Basidiomycota; Agaricomycetes; Polyporales; Polyporaceae. The coding region runs from base 240 to 1139 and encodes 299 amino acids. The transcript has 4 exons.
GCGCCUCCCGCUCUGUUGUCAGACACUACGCACAAGUCGGUUCUACCACCUACGUCGGGGAACCUCCCGCACCCCCCAAUUAUCCUGCUACCGGUCGCUCAGGCACCCCCAACUCAAACGCAAGCUCGCCCACGCAGCCACCAACACCAGCGAGGGCGUACGAUGCGCUUGUGCUCGCCGAGCUCGCAAAAGAGGGGGCCUCCUCGUCGACGUCGCUCCCAGAGCUCGUGGAGCAGUACAUGAAGCGUGCGGGACACGUCCUCGACACGUCCCUGCCGUACGAGUCGCGCCCGGAUGCCAAGCGGCGCAUCCGAUUCACGCAGGACGAGCGCGGCGUGGAGGCGAGCAACGCGGACGGCGCGCUGGCGGUCGUCGCCCACGCCGCGCACGACCGCACGGGCAAGCACAAGGUCACGCACAGCGUGGGCUUCGCUAUUCGGCCCCCGGGGCUCUCUGACGGCGAGGCGGUGUAUGUUACGUGCGCGCAUACGCUGGAGGAGAUCCGGCACGACCCGCUCGUGCGCACGACUCGUCCCAGCUCCGCCGCCGCCCUCGAGAAGCUCCGCUCGGGCUCGUUCGUGAUUUCGGACACGGACACGCACGCAGCCGCGGGCCCGGCACCGACGUUCUCCCGCGUCUCGUCCGUGCUCUCCGCCAUGCACCGCGGCGACCUGCUCCUCCUCUCGACGCCCCAGCCCCGACUCCCGCCCACACCAAGCCCCGGGCUGCGGUCCCUACCCGUGAACCCGUAUCCCGUCCACCCGGGCGCUGCGAUCCGGGCGCACUUCGUCGCAGACAAGCCGCCCUCCGGGGCAGACCGCGACGGGUGGACGCCCUGGGUCGGGGGCACGUGGAGGAAGUGGGUCAGGGGCACCGUCGUGGGCUACAGAGACUACGCCGGCAGAGAAGCGAAGCCUGGGACGUAUGACGCUUUGGCGCAUCUGCACUUUGAGCCCCCGCCGACGCCGGGGUCGAGUGGGGGUCCGAUUGUGGACGAGGAGAGCGGCUCGGUCAUCGGCGUCGUCUUGGGCAACCAGCUUGUCAACCAGGUCGAAGGCGUCAGGGGAUGGGGUGUACCCGCGGAGAUGAUUUUCGAGAUGUUCAGCCUCCCAGGGCUGAAACUGAAGAGCCGCCCCUGAACUAUGAAACUGAGGAAGUGAGCGCCUUUCGAGGCGUAUGCGAGAUUGGGUGGUCUGUGUGCGAUGGUGCCCGGACUUGGCAGGUAGUGUACGAUUGGGCGUGGGCUGACGUCACAUUUAUCUUGGAUCUAUCUCAUACAAACGAUACGAGAAUUACUAUCGAAC